Carassius auratus (goldfish) is the source of this 465-nucleotide messenger RNA. RefSeq names its product alpha-soluble NSF attachment protein-like. Gene Ontology annotation, biological process: intracellular protein transport; SNARE complex disassembly; synaptic transmission, glutamatergic. The coding region runs from base 1 to 465 and encodes 154 amino acids. Lineage: Eukaryota; Metazoa; Chordata; Actinopteri; Cypriniformes; Cyprinidae. Gene Ontology annotation, molecular function: soluble NSF attachment protein activity; syntaxin binding. Gene Ontology annotation, cellular component: vacuolar membrane; synaptobrevin 2-SNAP-25-syntaxin-1a complex; terminal bouton. The transcript has 4 exons. The record is from RefSeq and is a predicted model, not a curated record.
AUGGACAGCACUCUGUUGAAAUACAGCGCAAAGGACUAUUUCUUUAAGGCUGCUCUCUGUCACUUCUGUGUGGACAUGCUGAAUGCUAAGCUUGCUGUCCAGAAGUAUGAGGAAAUGUUUCCAGCCUUUUCAGAUUCACGUGAAUGCAAAUUGGUGAAGAAACUUUUAGAUGCCUUUGAGGAACAGAACGUGGAUGCCUAUACUGAUGCUGUAAAGGAGUAUGAUACCAUCUCACGACUGGAUCAGUGGCUCACCACCAUGCUGCUUCGUAUCAAGAAAGCCUUACAAGAUGAUGAAAGUGACCUUUCGCUAAGAUCCUCUUCCUCACCUGUGCCCCCUUUGCCACUUGGCUAUCGCCAUCUCGCUCCCUUUUACAACCAACUCAGCUCUCAGUGCCUUAACGUCCUUGCUUUACCUCUCUCUUUCUAUGACACGGCCGUACCGCCAAACCUCAGAGAACACUAA